Papilio machaon (common yellow swallowtail) is the source of this 1969-nucleotide messenger RNA. RefSeq names its product probable ATP-dependent RNA helicase pitchoune (gene pit). Lineage: Eukaryota; Metazoa; Arthropoda; Insecta; Lepidoptera; Papilionidae. Gene Ontology annotation, biological process: maturation of LSU-rRNA from tricistronic rRNA transcript (SSU-rRNA, 5.8S rRNA, LSU-rRNA). The transcript has 11 exons. The record is from RefSeq and is a predicted model, not a curated record. The coding region runs from base 85 to 1947 and encodes 620 amino acids. Gene Ontology annotation, cellular component: nucleolus. Gene Ontology annotation, molecular function: nucleic acid binding; ATP binding; RNA helicase activity.
UUUUUUUGACAUUUGUCAUUUCCACGCCGAGGCAGACUCCACGUUAGUUUUUAAAUGCAGAUUUUAAAAUAAGUGAAUUAUAAAAUGCCUACGCCAGAUAAAAUUCUAUUAAGGAAGAUAAAAAAGCGAGAGAAAAAGAAAUUAAAACUGAUAGCUACGAAGAAACAAAAUGAAAAUGAGAAUACAACAGUUCCAGAUAAUGAAAAUGAUGACAAUAACAUUAUGAAAAGGCCACAUGAAAGCGUUGAAAUAGAACCGAUCAAUUCACCUAAAAAAAGGCAAAAAAAGAAGAAGAAAGAUAAAGCAGUAGCUAGUGAAAUUAAAGAAGAGACAGCAUCGGAAGAAAACGAUUCUUCGAAAGAAGAUAGCAAAGAAAAUGUUUCAAAUAUGAAUGUAGAAGACAAACCAGAUGACAGUAGCCAAUUGCCUGGAUCCAGUUUAUGCCUUGGUAUUUUAUCUGACCAAAAAUUUACAUCAUUAGAAGGGAAAGUUUGUGAACCUACUCUAAUGGGCAUCAAAGACAUGGGAUUCACAACAAUGACAGAAAUACAAGCUAAAGCUAUACCACCACUUUUAGAAGGUCGAGACUUAGUUGGUUCAGCAAGAACUGGCUCAGGAAAAACUCUGGCUUUUCUAAUACCAGCUAUUGAACUCAUUUAUAAGUUGCAAUUCAAACCAAGGAAUGGUACUGGUGUUAUUAUUCUGUCACCAACAAGAGAAUUGUCUAUGCAGACAUUUGGUGUGUUGAUGGAAUUAAUGAAGUAUCAUCAUCAUACUUAUGGUUUAGUUAUGGGUGGAGCUAAUAGGAGUACAGAAGCUCAGAAACUAUCUAAAGGAAUUAACAUACUUGUGGCGACACCUGGCAGAUUGUUGGAUCAUUUACAGAACACACCGGAUUUCUUAUAUAAAAAUUUGCAAUGUUUAAUCAUUGAUGAAGCUGACAGAAUAUUGGAAAUUGGUUUUGAAGAGGAAGUCAAACAGAUUAUAAGACUUUUGCCCAAACGUCGUCAAACAAUGUUGUUUAGUGCAACACAAACAAAGAAAACAGAAUCACUGACAGCAUUAGCUGUAAAACAUGAGCCUGUGUAUGUCGGUGUGGAUGACCAUAGAGAACAAGCCACAGUUGAUUCAUUAGAACAAGGUUACAUUGUUGUACCUUCUGAAAGGCGUAUGAUGGUUCUGUUCACAUUCCUAAAGAAGAACAGAAAGAAAAAGGUGAUGGUGUUCCUGUCAACUUGUAUGUCAGUCAAGUAUCAUCAUGAACUCUUCAAUUAUAUAGAUCUACCCGUCAUGUCUAUACAUGGUAAGCAGCAACAAACAAAACGAACAACAACAUUCUUCCAGUUCUGUAAUGCUGAGAGCGGUAUCCUUCUCUGUACUGAUGUGGCCGCCCGAGGUCUGGACAUUCCAGCUGUAGACUGGAUUGUUCAAUAUGAUCCACCAGAUGACCCUAAGGAAUACAUUCACCGAGUGGGCAGAACUGCCCGAGGUCUGGGCACAAGUGGACACGCCUUACUGUUCUUACGACCUGAAGAACUCGGUUUUCUAAGAUAUCUCAAGCAAUCUAGAGUCGCUCUCAACGAAUUCGAGUUUUCUUGGAAUAAAGUCGCUGAUAUACAAUUACAGUUGGAAAAAUUAAUAUCUAGAAAUUACUUCCUCAAUCAAUCCGCUAAGGAAGCAUUCAAAAGCUACUUAAGAGCGUACGAUUCACAUCAUCUGAAGACAAUAUUCGAUAUUGACACAAUUGAUUUAGCAAAGGUAGCUAAAUCAUUUGGUUUCACAGUACCACCCGCUGUUGAACUAAAGGUUGCUCCGAAAGGACCGAUGCAGAAGAAACGAGGUGGUGGAGGAUUUGGAUACUUUAAAACAUUGAAUAAAGAACAGAAGAGAACUACCAAGACGAAGAUAUACAGACAGAAGGGUAAUAAUAAUAGAGGUAUCAGUUGAGACCAUUUAAUCAUUUGCUUCA